GCGGAAGAACAUUGACGUGGAAAAUGGCUCUCGAGUCUCUUAUACCAAAGUUCAGGUUCUCACGAAUCCUCAACUCCAACGCCAAUUCGAAAUCUGUUGCGCUUUUAGGAACUGUCGAAGGACACGGCGAGGACCAGGCAAUCUUACUAUUAGAGAAGUCACUCUUUAAUCUUUCCACUUUUGACUCACUAUCCUCUCAAAUCGAUCAGGUUCUGACGAGUGCAGAGAACGAUAUAUAUCAAUGGGGUACCGGUACUUUGUACUCUGAUGUGCAGCAGUCUCCAGAUAUUAAGAUAUCUUUGAUCUUCCCAGCAACGGAGACGCAUAUCAAGAAACACGAGACACAACAGUUCCACAUGGUUGAAGAGACUCCAGAGCUUUAUAGGAAAUUAGUUGUCCCAUACAUUAACUCUAUGAAGGGAGAUCGACUUCAAUGGGUUAGAAAUAUCCUGUUUGACGGUGCAGAAGCUGAAAGAGUUGUCUUCAAAUCCGAAGGGGAAGAGGGCUUUGUGAUUCUCCCAGAUUUGAAAUGGGACGAGGUUAACAUAGAACAGUUAUACCUCGUGCUUAUUGUAAACAGAGAGGACAUUGCCAGUAUCAGAGAUCUCAACUCCUCUCAUAUUGAAUAUUUAACGGCCUUAAGAGAGAGGGCAUUGAAUGCCGUUUCAAUGAAGUACAGUAUUGCCAAGGAUCAGCUGAGGCUCUUUGUACAUUACCAACCAAGUUAUUACCACUUCCAUAUCCAUAUUGUGAAUGUCCAGCACUCUGGGCUCGGUGGCGGCGUCUCUGCUGGGAAGGCCAUUCUCUUGGAAGAUAUCAUUGAUCAACUACAAUGGUUGGGAGAGGAAGGAUUUGAAAAGAGAACUCUUACUUAUUCCCUCGGGGAGAACACAAAGCUAUGGGCAUUGCUAAAGGAUGCUAUAUAGAGAGUGUAUAUGUAUACCCCGUAUUUGA
This is a messenger RNA of Williopsis jadinii, 954 nucleotides long. Its product is annotated as Non-essential hydrolase. Gene Ontology annotation, biological process: deadenylation-dependent decapping of nuclear-transcribed mRNA. The transcript has a single exon. NCBI's taxonomy places the organism in Eukaryota, Fungi, Ascomycota, Saccharomycetes, Phaffomycetales, Wickerhamomycetaceae. Gene Ontology annotation, molecular function: RNA 7-methylguanosine cap binding; hydrolase activity. The record is from RefSeq and is a predicted model, not a curated record. The coding region runs from base 24 to 926 and encodes 300 amino acids. Gene Ontology annotation, cellular component: P-body; nucleus.